AUGUUGGUGACCAUGACCUGGCGAUGGAUCCUCUUGGCCACAAUUUCCAUCCUUGUUGAUAGAUGCGUUUCGAGUCAUGUUCAGAAUGGCAUCGUGUCCAGCGUCAUCAGUCAGGACCAGACGGGACCAAGAGCAUGGGUCACGGUGGCAGCAAAUGGCGAGGCAACUACUAUAGUCCCCAGCCUCACGACAACCGACGGGACCACCUCGACCAUCUCGCCGCCGCCGCCGGAGCUGACGCAGACUGCAGUAUGGACCUUGACCAUCAGUGGCGCCACCACGACGACUACAGGUAUCAAUCCUGUAGCCACGGUAUCGGGACUCGGGCAGGAGGGUUCCUUUUUGCUAUGCGAAAACUAUCAAGGGGAGCACGCCCCAAUGUGCCAACCUGAAGAUGGCAGCAGUCUUGAUCCUGGACCCGUGUAUUACGUAACAUGGAACGCAAUGUACUUUGCUUCAGACAAUGCAUCAGUUCAAGUUGAAGGAACAUUUGCAGAUGGUGAAGGCUUCGCUUCAGAAGCAAUACCCGCGACACUAGGGUUUUAUACAUGGAACACGACAGGCAUAUCGCAAAAGCUGGCGUCGGACAAGAGCUUUCUGGAGGUAUCCCUUUCCCUCAUUACCCUAGACACCAAUGGCUCCAACACGGCGAGUCGGCAACAAGGGCCUACCGUCAUGUUUAGCAGCCCGAGGUCGCACGGGUCCAGCAAUCGCAGGAUCGACGUCCUGACCGUCGUUCUACCUUCGAUACUGGGCGUCACGAUUCUCGUCAUCAUGUGCGCAAUCUGUGUCAUUCGUCGAAAACGGGCGUCCCUGCCGGGCUGGCUGACGCGACUGUUCACCGCGCCGCCGCCUCCUAGAUACAACCACAGCCCGCCGCGUGUCAUCACGUUUGACACCAAGCCGCCCAGGAUCGACAGUGCCAUACCGCGCUACGAGCUACAGUUGACGAAUCGGGAUAGUUGGUCGGCUACGAGUCUAGGCCGUGAGCCGCAUCCGGGGCGCAACGUGUUCCGGGAGGAGAUGAUGAGGCAGAAUAGGCAACGUGGAUGA
Pestalotiopsis fici W106-1 is the source of this 1053-nucleotide messenger RNA. RefSeq lists its product as uncharacterized. The transcript is spliced from 2 exons. The coding region runs from base 1 to 1053 and encodes 350 amino acids. The record is from RefSeq and is a predicted model, not a curated record. NCBI's taxonomy places the organism in Eukaryota, Fungi, Ascomycota, Sordariomycetes, Amphisphaeriales, Sporocadaceae.